AUGACGUCUGAAACGGCUGAGUGCUCGACCCCAACCGCCAACUCUAUGGAGUCAGGUUUCCAGACACUUCAAUCUCCCGCCAAGAUGUCUGCCCAGCCGUCGGAGGCCGGUGACGCCGAUGCCAAGUCGAAGUCACAGCCUGGCCAGGUGCGCUUUUCCUCCGUCACGCAGGAGAUCGAACCUUCCCAGGCCAUGCUGUCGCCUGUCUCAGAGGCUCCCCAGCAACCAGACCAGCCCAAACAGGCCCCUGAUGAAGCGGAAUUGCGGUCGCUUGCGAUGAGCUUGCAGAGAUCGCAGCUCCAGGAAUCUCGUCUACGCAACUUUUCGUUCGAGCCAAUGUCUCUUCCACCUUCCAGGUCACGGGUGUGGAGCGUGCAGGAGACCCAUGUUGGGUCUCGAGAAUCGAGUGACCGCAGUGUCCACGGCACUGGUUCGUUCGUGGCUUCCCCUCACGAUUCUCCCCCCGUUUCUGCAGUUCAGUCACCUCCCCUAACCCCGGCCGUCACCACCUCCCGCGAGGGCCGAGCUGGCGAUAGCGUGACCGCCCUUCAUGCCGUUGGCCGAGCCACUGGACACCAUCCCGCAAUCACACCUGAAACCUCCCCUCCGGUCACAUCCGGCGACAAGAAUGGGGUCCCACGAAGCGCCCCAACUUCGCGGCCCUCUUCCACCCAUCAACUGUCCAUGAAACAGAGCGGUUCCUCGGAACCUCCGCCUGAAAUCAAUACCUCCGUCCCGAGACACCGUGCUCAGUUCUUCACCGGGGCCGAUGUGAGCUCCCAGGAAGAAAGCCCUCCAGCAACCCCGAGAGACUCCCACACGCCACCGGGCGCCAUCACUCCCGUCGGCGAACCUAACGAUCCGUAUGCCCGCAGCAAGCGCCCACCACAGUCAAAGAACCUCGCCCAGCUCGACGCACGGUUUAUCUUUGGCAGUCGGGAUUCGAAGCGAUCAUUUCGUCCUGGUAAUCCCCCGCGGUCGACUAGUGCCAGUGAUCUGGGUAAACCCAACGACAAGCGGUCUAGCAAGAAGGAGUUGAAUGAUAAGAUCGGGCAUGGGCAUCACCACCAUGGCUCCAUGUCCGAACUCAAGCGGUUCUUUAAGAUGGGCCACCGUCACAAGCGGCCAGAGUCACCCACGUCGGCUAGCAAACGGUCCAGCCGCAAUUCAGGGAAGAACACCCCUUAUCAGAUGGCACCCGACAAUGUACCAUUUGCCGAUGAUCACGGGUUGAAUUCGAAGUACGGAAAGAUGGGGCGUGUGCUAGGAUCUGGCGCUGGAGGCUCGGUUAGACUUCUCAAGCGAAAUAGCGACGGUGUGACGUUUGCUGUGAAGCAAUUCCGGGAUCGACACAGCUGGGAAAGCUUGAAGGAGUACUCGAAGAAGGUGACGGCUGAAUUCUGUAUCGGCUCGACCUUGCACCACGGCAACAUUAUCGAGACUCUUGAUAUCAUUCAGGAAGGAAGCCAUUGGUACGAGGUUAUGGAGUACGCGCCAUUCGAUCUCUUCGCCAUUGUCAUGACCGGCAAGAUGACCAAGGAAGAGGUUGCCUGUUCAUUCAAACAAAUUCUUAGCGGUGUGGCAUACCUCCAUGGGAUGGGUUUGGCUCACCGGGAUUUGAAGCUGGACAAUGUUGUGGUUAACGAUCGCGGUAUCAUGAAGCUGAUUGACUUUGGAAGCGCGGUUGUCUUCCGCUAUCCAUUUGAGAAUGAUAUCGUGCCUGCUUCAGGCAUCGUUGGUUCCGAUCCGUACCUCGCACCUGAGGUCUAUGACGAGAAGAAAUAUGACCCCCGUCCCACGGAUGUUUGGUCGCUGGCGAUCAUCUUCUGUUGUAUGACCCUGCGCCGCUUCCCGUGGAAGCAGCCGCGCACGACGGACAACUCUUACCGUCUGUUUGUGGCCACCCCGACCCCUGGCACUCCGGUUCCCGAUCUCGAUCCUCGCCGUCACCCCAAAGCCAAGUCUAACCCUGAUCUACCUUCUACGGCCCAUGAGCCCAAGCACCAUGAGGCGUCCGACAAGCCCGCUCCCCUCGUACCUCCCCCGGCAGCCCCAGAACAGAACGGGACCAAGCCGCCCGACUCUCCUACCAAGGACAGCGACAAGUCCGGCGAAGCUGCACAGAAGCAGGUCAGCCAGACCAGCGUUAAUAACAAACCUACGCGCACCACCAGCAAAGAGGCGCCGCCUCUUCCGCCAAAUGCUCCGCCGCCGGCCCAGCGCCAGGAAGUUAUCAAGGGUCCCUGGCGACUUCUCCGCAUCUUGCCGCGGGAAAGUCGGUACAUCAUUGGCCGCAUGUUGAAGGUCAACCCGAAUGAGCGAGCAACCCUGGACGAGGUGCUGGCGGAUGAAUGGGUGCGCAAUAUCAUGACCUGCCGACAGGAAGACUCGGGAGUGGUCAUCAGUGCCUCCAACCAUACUCACGUCCUCGAGCCACCUUCCCAAAGCCCCGCCGUUGCCAGCAAGGGCGCCAAGGCUAAAUAA
Molecule: messenger RNA, 2484 nt
Organism: Penicillium daleae
Lineage: Eukaryota; Fungi; Ascomycota; Eurotiomycetes; Eurotiales; Aspergillaceae
Exons: 5
Coding region: 1-2484 (827 amino acids)
Biological process (GO): intracellular signal transduction; protein phosphorylation
Molecular function (GO): protein serine/threonine kinase activity; ATP binding
Source: RefSeq, a predicted model, not a curated record